Anguilla rostrata (American eel) is the source of this 3295-nucleotide messenger RNA. RefSeq names its product DIS3 exosome endoribonuclease and 3'-5' exoribonuclease (gene dis3). Gene Ontology annotation, biological process: rRNA catabolic process. The record is from RefSeq and is a predicted model, not a curated record. Gene Ontology annotation, molecular function: endonuclease activity; RNA binding; 3'-5'-RNA exonuclease activity. Gene Ontology annotation, cellular component: cytoplasmic exosome (RNase complex); nuclear exosome (RNase complex). Bases 240 to 3089 code for a protein of 949 amino acids. NCBI's taxonomy places the organism in Eukaryota, Metazoa, Chordata, Actinopteri, Anguilliformes, Anguillidae. The transcript is spliced from 21 exons.
UAAAUGUAACAAUACAAAUAAAAAUGGUUCGUGGACAAAUUAAAACAAUUGUAAGAAUGCUGACUGAACAGUUGAAAUGAGCGAACAUACUAACACAAUAAAACCCCGGAACAAUAUUGGUUGGAUAUCCGCCGGCACACGUUUCUCAGUGGGGUGCUUUAGUUGUGGCGAAGUGGUUUAUUAGUCGGGAGACGAUUUUCUGAAUGAAAUUUCAAGUUUGAGGAAAGUUGACCAGGAAAAUGUUAAAGACGAAAACGUUCGUCAAAAAGACCCGGUCGGGAGGGGUAAUGAAGAUAGUCCGGGAGCACUACCUGAGAGACGACAUUUGGUGUGGAAGUGAAUUUUGCGUGGAGUGCAAACAGGAUUCCCCCGUGCUGCAGAAAGAAGCGUGCAUUGAAAGCAACCUGUGUCCCUUCACUCACUACCUUAUUCCUGACACAAACGUCGUGUUACAUCAGAUCGAUAUCCUGGAAGAUCCCCUGAUCAAGAACGUCAUCAUUCUUCAGACGGUUCUGCAGGAAGUCAGACACCGGAGUGGCCCAAUCUAUAAGCGAAUUAAAGAUAUCAUCCAUGACGCGGAGAAGCAUUUUUAUACUUUCACCAAUGAACACCACAGGGAGACAUUUAUAGAGCGUUUGCAAGCGGAAAGCGCCAAUGAUCGAAAUGACAGAGCGAUUCGCGUGGCGGCCAAGUGGUACGGCGAGCACCUGAAAAACGCCCCAGCGGCAGAAGAACUGAAGAUAGUUCUGCUGACGAAUGACCGAGGGAACAAGGAGAAGGCCGAAGAGACUGGCCUAAUAGCGCACAAAUGUGACGAAUACGUCAAGAGCUUGAUAGCCAAUCCUGAACUGGUGGACCGUCUGGCUUUGACGUCGGAUGACAGUAACGAGAUCACGAGCAGCAAGCUUCUGUUUCCGGAGCACCUGCCUUUGUCCAAGAUCCAGACCGGCAUUAAGAACAACACCUUCCUCCAGGGGACGUUCCGCGCCAGCCGGGACAACUACCUGGAAGCCACGGUCUUCGUCCAAGGAGAAGGAGAGGACAGCAAGGAGGUUCUGAUCCAAGGCCUGCAGAACCUGAACCGGGCCGUGCACCAGGACGUGGUGGCGGUGGAGCUGCUGCCUCGCGACCAGUGGGUGGCGCCCUCCUCCGUGGUUCUGCAAGACGAGGGUCCGAAGGACGAAGAUGAGGCAGACGAGACUGAAACUAUGUUGAAGAGUGAAGCCAGUGAAGCCAUGUUGAAGCCCACAGGGAAGGUGGUGGGGAUCAUUAAGAGGAACUGGAGGCCAUUUUGUGGGAUGCUGUCUAAAUCACAGAUUAAAGAGGCCACGAGGCACUUGUUUACCCCGGCGGACCGCAGAAUUCCCAGGAUCCGCGUGGAGACCCGGCAGGCCAUCGCUCUGGAGGGCCAGAGGAUCAUGGUCGCUAUCGACGGCUGGCCCAAGCACUCCAGAUACCCCAAUGGCCAUUUUGUGAGGAACCUGGGGAGCGCCGGAGACAAGGAGACGGAGACGGAGGUGCUGCUGCUGGAGCACGACGUUCCGCACCAGGCCUUCUCCCAGGCCGUCCUCAGCUUCCUACCCAAGAUGCCCUGGGGCAUCACUGAAGAGGACAUGAAGAAACGGAUGGACCUGAGGCAGCUCUGCGUGUGCAGUGUGGACCCGCCUGGAUGCACAGACAUCGACGACGCGCUCCACUGCCGGGACCUGGAAAACGGGAACCUGGAGGUGGGCGUCCACAUCGCCGACGUCAGCCAUUUCAUCCGCCCAGGAAAUGCUCUGGACCAGGAGGCAGCCAGCAGGGGCACAACCGUGUACCUGUGUGACAAGAGGAUUGACAUGGUGCCUGAACUGCUCAGCUCUAACCUGUGCUCUUUGAGGUCCAAUGUUGACAGGUUUGCCUUUUCCUGCAUCUGGGAGGUGAACCACGAGGCUGAAAUUCUCAGCACCCGUUUCACCAAGAGCGUAAUAAACUCCAAGGCCUCCCUAACGUACGCAGAGGCCCAGAUGAGGAUCGACGAUGCCCACAUGAACGAUGACAUCACCAGGAGCCUGCGUGGGCUGAACAAGCUGGCCAAGAUCCUGAAGAGGAAAAGGAUUGAAAAGGGGGCUUUGACCCUGUCCUCUCCAGAGGUGCGUUUCCACAUCGACAGCGAGACUCACGACCCCAUCGACCUGCAGACCAAGGAGCUGAAGGAAACCAACUCCAUGGUUGAAGAGUUCAUGUUGCUCGCAAAUAUUUCCGUAGCGCAGAAGAUCUACGAUGAAUUUUCAGAGUGUGCGCUUCUCAGAAAACACCCGGCUCCACCACCAUCCAACUAUGACAUCCUGAUAAAGGCCGCCAAAUCCAAAAACCUGGAGAUCCACACGGACUCGGCCAAGGCCCUGGCGGAUUCGCUGGACGAGGCCAAGCUGGACGGCUUCUCCUACCUCAACACGCUGCUGCGGAUCCUGGCCACCCGCUGCAUGAUGCAGGCCGUCUACUUCUGCUCCGGCAUGGACAGCGACUUCCACCACUACGGCCUGGCAUCCGCCAUCUACACCCACUUCACCUCGCCCAUCAGGAGGUACGCUGACAUCAUCGUCCAUCGCCUCCUGGCUGUGGCCAUAGGGGCAGAUUGCACAUACCCGGACCUGAUGGACAAACACAAGCAGUCGGCCCUGUGUAACAACCUCAACUACAGGCACAAAAUGUCGCAGUACGCACAAAGGGCUUCUGUUGCCUUCCAUACACAGCUGUUUUUCAAGAGCAGAGGCAAUCUCAAUGAAGAUGGCUUCAUCCUCUUUGUGAGAAAGAAUGCCAUCAUCAUCCUCAUCCCGAAGUUUGGACUAGAGGGCACCGUGUUCUUCGAACACAAAGACCAAAAGCACAGUCCAAGUCUCACCUUCAACGAAGAGGGGCCCACACUGACAGUGGAAAAGCACACUUUCAGCAUGUUUGACAAAGUGAAAGUGACCAUCAGCUUGGACGCGUCCAACAUCCAGCAUCAGAAAAUAAGAAUGGCUCUCAUUGAGCCUGUGAUCCCUGGGGUCAGCGUGGCUGCUCCUGAGGACGGGCCGGUGGUGAAGAGGCCCAAGCUGGACCGCUGAACUGUGCAGCUCACACAGCCGCCAAUCUGAAGUAAACGUUCCUCAGCGACAUUCUGUGUGAUUUUUAUACGCGUUUUAUUAUUGUUUUCUGUCUGCUGUUUCCAAGUCCAUAUUUAGGUCAUAAAACCUUUUUAUGAUACUGAUGUUUGAUAUAUGAACUGAGUAACACAUCUCUAGCUAUUAAAAAUGUAAGUUGUAAAAAAACA